AGGGGUCGUUUCCUAAUGCACACACAGGGUGCUUUUUAGAAGACAACUGGUUUGCCAGCAGUGAAAGCACUAGACCACCCAGUACUAGAUCAGCCAAGCAUCCGUUUUCUGCUAAGGCCUCACAUUUACAAGGUGAGAUAGAUGCCAAGAUAACAUUGGCUGAGCAACCACUAGGUGCCAUGCCCUGAGAUUUUUCUCUCCUUCCCUCAGAAACUCCGGGGGGUCCAAGCAAGCCUAAAAGUUCUCCUGACUGAUUCCUCAAGAAAAGUACUGCCUGACCUAACUACCCCAAGUCUGUCUGUUUCCCUCUCUACCUUCCUACGCCCCCCCCCCCCCACGCACAAGGCACAAGGCAGGGAAGGGUCUAGGCUCAGUAAGCUGUACCCUUGGGCAGUUUCACAGAAGAGCCUCCAGUCUCCAGCUGGCAGCUGCUAGGACCAAGGGGGUUGGCGCCAGGCCCUGCCCCUCCCUUACUAGCUGUGUGUCUCCAAAGGGCAGCAUCAGAGUGACAGCCGGUACCAUCUCCGCAGAGGCUGAGUUGCUGGAGCUGGGCUAGGGCAGGGGGAGAAAGCCCAGCCAGGCUCAGCCUUGCAUCCAUCCAUAGGGCCCACCAAACCCCAGAAGAAGAUGGCAGCCUGGGCAUCGGAAUCACCUCCUGGGCAACCUACGAGGUGAGGGGCCCCCCCGAGGAGCACGGGACAGGUUAUGGGAAUCCUGGCGCUGGAGGCUCCAUUUCGCUCUCCCUACAGCAGCCCCAGUGAAGCCUGAGCGCUCAGACGGCUAACAACACGGGGAUGAGCGCCACCGAACUCGCGGGCUCGGUGGGGUUGAUCCUGGCGGUUCUCGUAGAAGUGGGGGCCGUGCUGGGCAACGGCACGCUGCUCGUGGUGGUGCUGCGCACGCCCGGGCUGCAAGAUGCCUUCUACCUGGCGCACCUGUGCGUUGUGGACCUGCUGGCAGCCGCCUCCAUCAUGCCUCUGGGCCUGCUGGCCGGGCCGCCCGGGCUGGGCAGUGUGCCCCUGGACCCCUCAUCGUGUCGCGCCGCCCGCUUCCUCUCGGCGGCUCUGCUCCCCGCCUGCACGCUCGGCGUGGCUGCGCUCGGACUGGCGCGCUACCGUCUCAUAGUGCACCCGCUGCGGCCAGGCGCGCGACCGGCACCGGCGCUAGUGCUCACCGCGGUGUGGGCGGCGGCCGCGCUCCUGGGCGCGCUCUCCUUGCUCGGGCCACCUCCCGCGCCGCCUCCGGCUCCAGCUCGCUGCUCCGUGCUGGCCGGGGGGCUCGGGCCCUUCCGGCCGCUCUGGGCGCUGCUGGCCUUCGCACUGCCCGCCCUCCUGCUGCUGGCCGCCUACGGUAGCAUCUUCCUGGUGGCGCGGCGCGCCGCCCUCCGGCCCCCGCGAGGGACCCGGCUCCGCUCCGACUCUCUGGACAGCCGCCUCUCCUUCUUGCCAUCCCUCCGGCCACGUCUACUCGGGGGCAAGGCGGCCCUGGCCCCAGCUCUGGCCGUGGGCCAGUUUGCAGCCUGCUGGCUGCCUUAUGGCUGCGCGUGCUUGGCGCCCGCGGCGCGCGCUGCAGCCGCCGAGGCGGCAGUCACCUGGGUAGCCUACUCCGCCUUCGCCGCUCACCCCUUCCUCUAUGGCCUGCUGCAGCGCCCUGUGCGCUUGGCGCUGGGCCGCCUCACUCGCCGGGCGCUGCCUCGGCCCCCGAAAGUCCGCAUGCCGCAGGCCUGGCACCCGCGGACACUCCUUCAGCGCCUCCAGGGACUGCGCAAGGACCCUGCCCUAGGCCCUUCCGAGGCACCAGAGCAGACCCCAGAAUUGGCAGGACAGAGCUCGAGUGUGUCAGAGGCCACCUGAGAGAUUUCUCCUGAGCUGGAGAAAGGAAGGUGGGAUCAGAGGGGCACAUCUCCCCCCUGUACAGGCUAUGGCGGGCACCGUACCCGGACUGCUGGCUCUGAAACCGGAGAGAGGGUGGUGCUCAGUCUUAGGAACCUGAUUCCUGAUUCCUGAACACAGGAAUACUACCUGUGUUCCUUUCCCGGGGCCUCGGUCUUUCCCAUCUGUAUCCUGUAUCCCAUUUCCUAAGGACCUCCCCAGGGCAGGCUUUUUAAAUUCAUAGCUACUCCCUGGCCCAGAGGGGAGAGAUGCAGGCACGGUCACAGAGAAGAGGGGCCUAAGAGCUCACAGCCAAAGAAUGAGCGAAGCGGGACAGGGUCUGGGUUACAGCCACAGCAGUGGAGAGACGUUCAGAAGAUAUCCCCGCCAUCUGUGCCACGGAGACGUCGGACAGUUUGACUCGAAGUCAUUACUUAAAUGGUUUGGUGCUAAAGGCGGGAGACGGAACACGUGACCCAUGAAAGGGUCCUGCGAUUUCAUCCCAGAACGGACAUGUGGAAGGGGCGGUGGACCA
This is a messenger RNA of Peromyscus leucopus (white-footed mouse), 2406 nucleotides long. It is a transcript of the gene Gpr62, whose product is annotated as G protein-coupled receptor 62. NCBI's taxonomy places the organism in Eukaryota, Metazoa, Chordata, Mammalia, Rodentia, Cricetidae. The coding region runs from base 795 to 1853 and encodes 352 amino acids. Gene Ontology annotation, cellular component: signaling receptor complex; endosome; plasma membrane. Gene Ontology annotation, molecular function: G protein-coupled receptor activity. The transcript has a single exon. Gene Ontology annotation, biological process: G protein-coupled receptor signaling pathway. The record is from RefSeq and is a predicted model, not a curated record.